UAGAAAAUUUAGUAUAAAAAAAAAUUAGCAUUAAUUUAGUAGAAAAAUAUUUAGUAUUUUCAUUCUAUUCGUUUUUCAAUCUGCACAUUUGUGACGAGUGACACGCAAAACAUGGAUCUCACUAGCGACUCGAAGCGAAAUUCGCAGACGUGUCGGUUGCCGCAGAGGCGUUCGGCCAGCGUCGACGAUGACGAUAAUGUGAGCAACAAUUCCAUGAGCUCCUUUAAUGUGCUGCUAACAGCUGCCUCCGACUCGGAAUCGCAUUCUCCGGUCAGCGUGCGUGACAUGAUUAAACGAUAUGACACAGUGGCCAAGUUGGGCACCAAAGGUGGUGGACGCAGUCUGCAGCAGCAGCAAUACAGCUUGCCUGCAAUGAAGUCCGCAUAUUUUGGUGUGAACAAUUUUGGCACCCAUACGCUUUCGCAUCGUUAUCCCUCGCGUCAUUAUGUGACACAGAAGAAAGAGGAGGAUAAGGGCAGUAAAUCGACGCAAACCAAUCGCGGUAUUGACCACAAUCACAGCGCCAAAGUGAAACACAGUUGCAAGCCAAACAAUAAUAGCUGCACAACGAAGCAGCAAACGGAUGCAAUGGAUGACUCUUGCUUCGUGCGAGAACGUCACGUCUCUUUGAGCGAUAGUGAAAAUAUCUAUGUUGCCGAUCACACCAGGCGCACCUCAAGGUCGCCGCCUCGCGAUGCUAAUGAUGCUGCCAGCAGUUUAGAGGAGAAUAUGCCAGACGGCAACGAUAGGGCCGGUGUAACUGGAAGCAUCGAGGARGCGAAUUUUCAGCCAAUGGAGACUUCUUAUCAGAGUAAAACGACAAUUGCAAAGACUGCCGGAGGUGUCCGCAUUAUAAUCGAUAUAUUUUUCGAUCAGGAGCAGCAGCCAGUAUCCGCCACAGAUGUUGUGGGCAGUCGCGUUGAGACGGACAUUCCGCAGAGCCGUAUACUCAACGAAUUUCAGCAGCAAGCAGCUUCCGCUGAACUAACACGCAACUGAAAGCAAUCRGYCUCCUUUCAAGAACGUUUUCAAAGGAUCGGUCAACUAAGCUAUGAAAACUGUUUUAUAAAAUUGGUAACCAAACUGAUAUAAGCAACAUGGAUGWGCCCAAAUCUUAGGUUUUUCUUAUUUUGAUAUUUUUUAAAUCAUCAAGCGUUUCUGCAUGCUUUCAUGCSUUGAAUUUAUUUCUUACAAAUUUAUACUAAU
Molecule: messenger RNA, 1206 nt
Organism: Bactrocera latifrons
Lineage: Eukaryota; Metazoa; Arthropoda; Insecta; Diptera; Tephritidae
Exons: 3
Coding region: 112-999 (295 amino acids)
Source: RefSeq, a predicted model, not a curated record